Aspergillus mulundensis is the source of this 969-nucleotide messenger RNA. RefSeq names its product putative RGS domain protein (Rax1) (gene rgsB). Lineage: Eukaryota; Fungi; Ascomycota; Eurotiomycetes; Eurotiales; Aspergillaceae. The record is from RefSeq and is a predicted model, not a curated record. Gene Ontology annotation, biological process: intracellular protein localization. The transcript is spliced from 3 exons. Bases 1 to 969 code for a protein of 322 amino acids. Gene Ontology annotation, cellular component: plasma membrane.
AUGGCGACGCCGGGUAUGAUAGAGCUGGAGCAGCGAAAUCGCUUGCCGACGCUCUUCGAGGUCCUGAGUCGUCGGACUCUAGCACCUGUCGAUCUCUUCUCCUUCUACAUCUAUAUGCGCGAUCAACAACGUUCUGUCGAUUAUCUGGACUUCUGGCUCGAUGUAUCCCAACACAUGUCACUGUGCCGUCACUAUGUCAGAGAACUACGACGAUCCGUUCUGGUUGCAACCCCCGACCUCGAAAAGGCCGAGAGCAAAGGAUCCUCGACGCCUUUGGAGAACUUCGAGAGUGUGAACGAUAUCCCACUUGUGGAAGCUGGGCCAUCUGGGCUUCGACACGUUCUGCGGAACUCGGAGGAUAGGGAGGCUGAUCACAGAUUGUCGGCUUUCCUCCGCACAGAUGGACAUUCAUCUGGGCACUCUCCGCAGAAUAGUCUAGGUUCGCAAAACGAUGCAACCCGCACGAUGUCGAAUGAUUUGCCAAGGCCGAGCUUAACCCAACAAGAGUCCGGCUCUCCAGGUCACACGGUUGCGCGCGGGGAUAUUCGUUCCAGUGCAGAGAAGAUUCUUUACACAUAUUUGCUUCCAGGGGCCGAAAGAGAGAUUGUUUUACCCGAAGAAAUGGUAUCUGGAAUCAUCAAUCUGGUGGAAGAUGACGGCAGAGACGACCCAGAAGUAUUCGAUCCGGCAAAAGACUACGUUUUCCAGGCGAUGGAGCGCGAUGCCUUCCCAGGGUUUUUGCAGGCGAAAGCCCUGGGUAACCUCGUCCCGUUGUCGAUCAUGGCACGUCUAGCGUUCGCUCUAAUCAGCUUUGGUGGAGGUUUCUGGGGUGCCUUCUACGUGGUCCUCCGUGAUAAACCAAGGCACAUUCGUUGCUGGGUACAUUAUUCUACCUUUCGUCAUCGCGUCCUACUUCAUUGUCUCUUACCAAUACAAGAUCGACCCGGUCAUGGCAUUCGCAGGGUAUAG